This is a messenger RNA of Anopheles bellator, 528 nucleotides long. RefSeq names its product glutathione S-transferase 1-like. NCBI's taxonomy places the organism in Eukaryota, Metazoa, Arthropoda, Insecta, Diptera, Culicidae. Gene Ontology annotation, biological process: glutathione metabolic process. The record is from RefSeq and is a predicted model, not a curated record. The annotation marks the transcript as partial. The transcript has a single exon. Gene Ontology annotation, molecular function: glutathione transferase activity.
CCAAGGACGACGGACUCUAUCCGAAGGACCUGGUCCAGCAGGCGCACGUCAAUGCAAUGCUCCAUUUCGAGUCCGGUGUGCUUUUUGCCCGCUUACGCUGGAUUCUGGAACCGGUCUUCUACUGGGGCCAGACGGAGGUACCACAGGAGAAGCUCGAUUCGAUUCAGAAGGCUUACGAUCUGCUCGAAGGCUCGCUGGCUUCCGCUGGUACGGACUAUCUGGUAGGCAGCAAAAUAACGCUGGCCGACGUCAGUGUCUCGACGUCCCUCUGCACGCUGAACGCACUGUUCCCGGUCGAUGCCACCAAGUACCCGACGGUGGUGGCUUACCUGGCAAGACUCGAGAAAAACCUCCCGCACUACAAGGACAUAAACACCGAUCGUGCCAACGAGGCGCUACAACUGUACAACCAGAAAGUGGGCAAGGCAUAAGCAACGGUGAUGCUGGCCGAUUUGUAUUUACGUUUUAUGAAGCGGCCGUCUGAACGGCGCUAGGAAUAAAACCGAGAGAAGCAUUUGCAUAAAUCGA